UGAAGCAAAAGUGACAACUGGAGGGAUCCGUUUCGUUCGACGCAGCCGUGCUGUUGCACAUUAGUAUUGAUAUUCUCUUGACUAUCGCUCGUUGCGUGAAUAAACAUGCGAACACGGAACCAGAGACAAGACGGUGCAGAUGAUAUUAUGAGCAAAGUCAAUGCCACUGACAGUCGUCAUCGCCGACAGGAUUCUAAUAUCAAAGACAACGAGCAAACACCAAUCGUCCUGCCAAACAGAUCCAUCGACGGCUUUACUGACGACUCAUUCCGUGUAACGCAGACACGAAAGAGAAUUUUGCGGCAAGGUGUUGCUCCACAAGUAGCGGAAGGCAGUGGAGACUGUGAGCAGAAGGAAAAAAGCAAGACUCGUGGUAAAAUUAGCAGACUUGGUGCAGCUGGCUUUUACCUAAAAGCGUGUCAUCAAUCGGGAUAUGUAUUACAAGCAAUAACGUGGGCCAAAGCUCGUCCGUUUGUUGUCGGAGCCAUGCUAUUUUCCAUUCCUUUUAUUUUGCGGCCGUCUCGCUUUGGGCGGUUCUUAAGCUUUAUUGGCCUGAUGCGUUGGUACCCCGCGUAUUUUGGAAACCAUCCAAUAGCGGGAGGUCCGUUAGGCCGUAAAAUCGAUUACAACUAUCUUACCAAAGUAUACGAAAGGACUAAACGAGAAAAUCAAGAGAAGCUGGGAAAAUUGGGGAUUACAGAGCUGCCCUAUAUUGAAACAUUGAAUGCAAAGGAGCAAAUCAACGUUUUGAAUUUGAACACGCGAGCGGCGAUACGAGAACUUUUAGUUCGACGAGAAAGACGUGCUGUGAUGUGGAAUGAAUUAGAAUUGCAAUCACAAGGCUUAAAAUUGGCUACCGACUGCAAACAGUGUGACGGUGUGGCGGGUUGCUUAAAUCCUUGCGGAAUACCUCGGAUUCUUUUGCUUCCGCAGCUCCACAAUUGGGAACCGCCGCGGCCAGGUCUAAUAUCCGGCGCCAACUUGAUCCCCUUCACAUUUGACGAAACCGAAGUGCGCGAUUUCUUGUCUGUCGCUCACCCGCAGCUUCGGAAUCAUACCAAGCAAGAGACCAACGUUUCCACGACGGUGUGGGCGCUAGCAGCCUUGACUUCGUAUGGCGGCGUCUUUCUUGGGGAUCAGCGUCGCUCUAAGAUUGAUACAGCGAAUAAAGUCCUGUUUGGGGGUUCGAAUCGUGGGAUCCUUGAUAUAGCCUUACGAGAUACGCCGGUGGCCAUCGUUUCCCUAGAGAGAACUGGAACCGAUUUUCGUCUCAAGAUGCUGAUGACUACACCAAACCAUCCUUUCUUAGAAUGUGCUCUUGGCGAGUUGCAAGCAAUGAGCCUUUUAAACGUUCCACAACUGUGGAGAAUGCUCAUGGUCUCUAAAGAACCUUCGUUCUACGUCGAUGAAGGUUGGAAACGGGCGUUAAUAAAUUGCCCUGCAAAGAAAGAGACUGGAUGCUGUCACUCCAAUUCUUUGGUUUCCGUCACAGACGUGGCCGCGGAUUAUGAAAGCCAAAUGCUGAAAGUCGGCAAAAGUGUGGUAUAUGUGCAAAUAGUGAAAGAAGAGAUAUUGGAGGUUAGGUCAGCAAAAACAGCCCAAGUUGAAAUACAACAUACUUCGCGGGCAUCAACUGAACCCUCUACAAAGGUUCGGUUGGAAACGCUUUUGCGCCUUCAUAAAGCCGACCCAGGAUGGUUGUGUACUAGGUGCAUCAAGACUCCAUGGUACGGCUCCAUGGAAAAAUGUUCGUUCUUUUGUCCAACAAGGUACGAAGAACUCGUUUGUCGGUCUCCGGAUAAGCCUCCUAGACGCGAAGUCCCAGUAGAUGUGAAUGUUUUGGUUCCUUCCCAGCCAUCAGCCCAACGUAUUCCACGCAUUAUACAUCAGACCUGGUUUGAAGACCUCACGAUAGACCGAUACCCGCAACUUGUAAGGUUGCAAAACUCUUGGAAACAAAGCGGUUGGGAGUAUCGAUUUUACGACGAUGCCGCGGCAAAGGAGUACGUGAUCGAAAACUUCCCCUAUCACUUUGCUGAAGCUUUUGACAGUUUAAUUCCUGGAGCUUACAAGGCCGACUUUUUUCGGUAUCUUGUGCUGAUGAAGACGGGGGGUGUAUAUGCUGAUGUGGACGUUAUGCUCGACACAAAUCUUGAUUCAUUUAUCACUCCAUCCAUGUCCUUUUUUGCGCCAAGAGAUAUCGUGGGUGAAUACGCAGGACAGCCAUUUUGCCUUUGGAAUGGACUUAUCGGAGCCGCUCCAGGGCAUCCGUUUCUGAUACGAGCUGUUGAACGUCUUGUAAAUCUUAUCUUGGAUCGCUCAGACUUGUAUGACAUGGAACGCGAUAUUUGUCGAAGAUCGGAAAAACCGAUAGAGCUUUGGAAAGUGAGAGCAGAGCCUUUGCUGCUUUUUUCGGGGCCAUGCGCCCUCGGCGUUGCCGCAAACGAAGCUUUGAAUCGAUCGUCACUUGAGCCAUUUGAUAUAGGAUGGAUCAGCAUGGAAAAUCUUGGUUUCGGUGGGAAAGAUGAUCAUGGUGAUGCUCUGAUUUUGGUGGGCGACAAAUUUGACAUGGGCGCCUUUCGAAUUUCGGACCCGGAAAGAAAUUUUGUUGUUGCUUCAACAGACCUGGAUGGAGUGGAAAAAAAAGCAAGGAUCAUGGCGAAUCCAACGAUAGUCGAACGGAACUUAAAUGACACACGACAGAAGCAACUACCGCACUACAGUAAAACAGCAAAGGGAGUCUAUGUCUGGGGAAGUGCUCGUGUCUACAAAGACAAUGAAGUCGCCAACGAAAAAAUUAAGUUUUUCCCUCAAUACCAUGACGAGUAG
Molecule: messenger RNA, 2829 nt
Organism: Phaeodactylum tricornutum CCAP 1055/1
Lineage: Eukaryota; Bacillariophyta; Bacillariophyceae; Surirellales; Neidiaceae
Exons: 2
Coding region: 106-2829 (907 amino acids)
Biological process (GO): mannosyl-inositol phosphorylceramide biosynthetic process
Molecular function (GO): mannosyltransferase activity
Source: RefSeq, a predicted model, not a curated record